UAAAGGCAAGAACGUUGCACAGACUUGUGAAAAAAUUUGUGCUGUUUACGGUGAAGAUACUCUAUCAAAAUCAGCAGUACGGAAAUGGUUCGCUCGCUUUCGUACUGGAAAUUUUGAUGUCAAAGAUGAACCUCGCUCCAGUCGAUCAAUCACCGAAAAGUCUGAUGAAAUCAUGGAAAAAGUUGAGCGUGAUAAGCAUAUGAACAGUAUGGAGAUUGCCAGGGAACUAGACAUCAACUACAAAACAGUUUUGAAUCAUUUAUACAAAGCUGGAUACAAAAAGAAGCUCGAUGUUUGGGUUCCUCAUGAGUUGAGUAUUAAGAACAUGAUAGACCGAAUUAACAUUUGCGAUACGCUACUGAAACGGAAUGAAAUUGAGCCAUUUCUGAAGAGAAUGAUAACUGGUGAAAAAUGGAUCACGUACGACAAUCGAACUCGAAAAAGUUCGUGGACAAAGGAAGGUGCAAGCAAUCGCAAAACCUGAAUUGACGAUGAAGAAGGUGAUGUUGUGUGUGUGAUGGGAUUGGAAGGGAAUCGUUCACUAUGAGCUGUUAUCACCCGGUCAAAUAAUUAAUUCCGAACUCUACUGUGAACAACUGGAGAGAUUACAAGCAAUUGAGAGGAAGCGGCCAGAAUUGAUCAAUAGGAGAGGUAUCGUCUUCCAUCACGACAACGCUCGACUACACACAUCUUUGAUGACUCGGCAAAAAUGGCGAGAGCUUGGUUGGGAAGUUUUGAUACAUCCAUACAUAUAGUCCUGACAUAGCACUCUCAGACUAUCAGUUGUUUAAGUCUCUACAGAACUCUCUUAAUGGUGUAAAGCUGGCUUCAAAAGAGGCAUGUGAAAAUCAUUUGAAGCAGUUUUUCGAUCAGAAACCACAGAAGUUCUAUCACGAUGGGAUUAUAACACUGCUCCAAAAAUUGCAAAAUAUUAUCGAAAAUAAUGGAGCAUAUUUGGUUUGAAUAAAUUGAUUUUAAUACUCUAAGAAAAACACUUGAAUUUUACUAAAAAAACGCCACGAACUUUUUCCCACACCCAAUAAUUAUCUUAUUCAUUACGCGAUGGAGAAGCAUUUUAAGUUCUGUUUUUUUUAUUUAUAACUUUGGAUAUGACUUUAAACGAAUUGUAGCUAUUGAAUAUAAUGAAAUGUACCGUACUUUUACAUAUUUUUAAAUGAAUACUCUUCUUAGAAAUAUAAAUAAUUUCCAAAUUUUAAAAAGAAGCUUUUACAAAAAAAUUUCACGAAUUAUAGUACUUGCCUCCCGGACAUUACAUAUUAUGACGUUCUAAGGACUAUUUAAAAGACGGAAUUUUAAGAUGUCUUAUGUCCCGACUUAGAUGUCUUUAAGAUAUUAUUUUAAGAUAUCUUAAAGACAUGCUGUUUAUAAAAUUACUUUAAAAUCCUUAAAUGUAUAUUUAGUUGCGAAUUUCUAGAAUUUUGCAUAGAACAUUAAAAAGGAAAGAAUAUUUUAUUGAAUAUUGUUUGUAAUAGGUUGAAAAUUAUAUUAAUUCAAACUAGACUGUGGAUUUGCUCGUUCGUCUGCUUCAUCGUUCGUCUGCUUUAAAUUUUAAAGUUUAUACUAGAUACCAUCAUUAUCAGCUGUCAUCGACUCCUAAUUCUAACCUUGAGUAAAUGGAAAAGACGGAUGAGCAAAUCUAUAAUGUAAUCAUAAUUCUAAAGGAAACUAUAUAUAUAUGAAAGAAAAAAAAUUUUCAUUCGGCACAAUAAUUCAACUGAAAACUAGAGCAAAUUAUAGAAAUUCGCGAUUUAAUAAGUUCUGUAAGAUUUUUUUUCGUGCUGACAUAUUUCCCGUGCAUAAUAUUUACAGACUAAAUUGUUUUCAAAAUAUUUAUUGUAACAUAAAUGUCGAGUGCAUAAAUGUCAUUGUAGAUAAUGUAGACAGUUACAUAAUAUCUUUUAAAUGUCUUACAAUAGGUGAAUUUAUAAGAUGUCUCGUAAAGUUUUUACGAUGUCUAUAAGAUAUGUUUUCGUACUGUCUUAAAGAUAUUUUUUAAACACGCAUGUUGUGGGAGUUUUUAAUCUAAAACAUUUCUUUCUUAUAUAUUUUUUGUUAUAAAUAAAAACGGAGAUUAAAAUAUUAAAAUAUAAUAUAUUCUUUAUACAUAACGUAUUGUUUAUACAAUAAGAACUGUGAUUUAAGAUCUUAUAGGACCUUUCUCCCUAUCAAUAAUAAUUUACAAAAUUUUUAUAGUUAACAUGAAAAUAAUGUAUUAUUUUACAAUUAUUUGGUCAUCUUGUAAGUUAUAAUAAAUACAUUAAAUUAGAUAAAAUACAAUAAAUCU
Odontomachus brunneus is the source of this 2305-nucleotide messenger RNA. Its product is annotated as histone-lysine N-methyltransferase SETMAR-like. Bases 173 to 484 code for a protein of 103 amino acids. The record is from RefSeq and is a predicted model, not a curated record. NCBI's taxonomy places the organism in Eukaryota, Metazoa, Arthropoda, Insecta, Hymenoptera, Formicidae. The transcript has a single exon. Gene Ontology annotation, molecular function: nucleic acid binding.